AUGCUCAAUGCUCAAAAAAAAGAAAGAAAGUCAGAAACACUCAAAGACGUGGACCCUUCACGUGUUGUGAGGCCCACUAUAGAGAAAAGUGAAAACGCCAAGUUCCCAUUACGGCAUUACCUGAUGAGUAAACAUUCGGUCCGGGCGUGGCGUAAAACCAGUGUUUUAUGCCACGCCAAUGAGAGCUUGCCACGUCAAAAAAACUCCACACAGCAACAAAAAAAAAAAGAGUCUCUCACAGAAAACCCUUCACGCACGCACAGAGCUUCCUUCAAACCUCCUUCACGCUCACAAAGAACCUCCUUCACGCCGAACCUCCACAACCUGCUCGCACGCUCGCCGGUUCACGCCAUUUGCUCUGCUUCCUCUCUUCCUUCACGCCGAACCUCCACCACCGCCACACAGAUCGCCGGUUCACGCCAUUCCUCUGCUUCGUCUCUUCCUUCACGCCGAACCUCCACCACCGCCACACAGAUCGCCAGAGCAGAACGAUUUCGAAGAAGAAGAGUUCGCCGGAGCUUGGAAACAAACCUGAGCCGCCGUGAGCCACGAUCCAAAGAAUGUCAAAGGCAAAUAUUAGAAGUAGGAGUAAUGGUUGAAGAAGCAAAGCGCUCACUAGGGAUAAAUGUGGAUGGAAUUGAAGAUGGAGAUGCUUUUUUGGAGAAAGAAAACGAAGAAAUUGACAGAAGUGGACCACCUUUGGAACUAAAUAUUGGAAGCUUCUUAUCACAUGCUUUUGAUGGAGCCGUAAAUGUGUCUUAGAAUCUUUUCCUUUUUGUUUUUGCUUCUGUUGGUCUAUAGUAUUGUUUUAAGAUGAAGCUACUUAGUCCUUUUCCUAUCAAAAAAUCAAUUUCAAGGUAAUGUCCAUAUGUGCUAGAUACCAUAUUUUGAAGAUGGUUAUAUAAUUGCUAUAUCAAACUUAAAAGCUAUAGUAUGUAAUAUGCAAAAUUCGUGUCUUAUAAAAUGUGGCACCCAUUUAGAAUU
Molecule: messenger RNA, 984 nt
Organism: Quercus robur (English oak)
Lineage: Eukaryota; Viridiplantae; Streptophyta; Magnoliopsida; Fagales; Fagaceae
Exons: 2
Coding region: 1-762 (253 amino acids)
Source: RefSeq, a predicted model, not a curated record